Molecule: messenger RNA, 1525 nt
Organism: Brassica napus (rape)
Lineage: Eukaryota; Viridiplantae; Streptophyta; Magnoliopsida; Brassicales; Brassicaceae
Exons: 1
Source: RefSeq, a predicted model, not a curated record
AUAUGGUAAUAAAAUAAGUGGAUAUUCCAUUUGCACUUGGUGCCUCCAUAAUAACACCAACAUGAGUUUCUUUAUAUGUAAAGAAGUAGCAAUACAAAGUAGUAAAGAAAUGUUAAUAGAGGUUUUACGAUGGAGCAUCUUCGAAACGUCAAAUGUGGUCCACUUCAAAGGGAUCAGGUGAGAUCAGAAUCUAAUCAAAUAAAGAAGUAAACAGAAUUUGUUCCCCAUCUAGACGGAGACAGUGACAAUACCAUUUGUUAUCUCAAGUCCGAUCAUACAUUACAUCAACGAAACGACAAAGAUAUCAAAUUAAGUCGUCUGGUGAUGUUUUUGGAGUUCUUAUGACGUUCUGGAGACUAUAAACAGGGUUUAUGUUGUUUAACGUCAGUAAAAUAUGAUUGAUGCAAUUAACGAGAAGUUGACUAAUGUUAAAACUCUUAGAUCACCUAAUAGGUUUGGGAAAUCGCAUGUUUGAUUUCUAUUGGAAGAAGUCUGCCUCCUAAACAAAGUUGAUUUAUAACAUAGUUUAGAUUUCACCGUAGGAAGAUAUGAUCAAUGUAGUUCCCAUCAUAACUAAAUACUAUAUUAUUAUUGUUCAACAUUUGGCUCACUGAUCCACUAUAAUAAAUCAUAAGAACAUUGUUCGAUUUUUAAACACAUUUGCCUCUACUAUAGUCCAGUACGUAGAAUAAUUAUUGUGAGCUAAAAGUAGUGUGCAGAUUGACCAGCUCAAAUCUAUCUAAAAGCGAACGACGUUCAAACCUAUCAUAUAAUACUUGUUCUAUCGUAACAUGACUGAUCAACCAAUGUGGAGUUGGCAUAGUUGGCCUAAUGGUAAAGGGAGUGUUAAUAGCACUCCGGUCUCAAAGAGAUGGAUGAAACCACAUUUUUCAUAUAAAAAAAAAAUAACUGGUCAAGGCCAUCGUAUUCUCAACAGAUUUUGAGUACACAUUUGCCUAAAAAUCAAUUGACAAGACCAAAACGAAGAUACAAAAAUUGACCACGUUUUCUUAAAAAAAAAUUGGUAGUCGACGUUAGUAUACGGAAGAAUAGCAAAUAUGAGUGCUUGUUUGCCUUAAGAAAUGAAGCGUACAAGUGAAGAUACGGAUCCAAAAUGGAAGAGUCUAAAAUAAUAUUCCAAGAAGACAAGUUGUUGAGUGGGCAAGUGAAGUUGAAAGAAGAUGAGUAUCUGCCGAAAGAAUGUUUUAUCACAAACCUUAGAAUAGAGACCAAAGAGAGUACUACGAGAAAAUAUAUUUUAUCAACUUUUUUUGGAGAAGAAAUAUAUCUUCAUCUUUUUGUUAUUAUACAUUUAUAACAAUAAGUAAAAUUAGAUGAAAAAAAACCCCCAAUAUGGAUACAACAAAAACAAAGUGAGUGGAGAGGAAUAAGAGAAGUUAAACAAUGUCCAAAACAAAGGAGGCGUAAGAAAGGCGCAGAUGUCGUCGAUAAGAUUCAUCGACGAGAUCUUCCCAAGAUUUGGAAUAUGUCUACUUGCAUUACCACCCACAUGAUAAAAAUAUAA